Messenger RNA from Vigna unguiculata (cowpea), 402 nucleotides. NCBI's taxonomy places the organism in Eukaryota, Viridiplantae, Streptophyta, Magnoliopsida, Fabales, Fabaceae. The record is from RefSeq and is a predicted model, not a curated record.
AUGGCGCCAUACGAGGCUUUAUACGGCAGGAAGUGUAGGACUCCCCUACGUUGGUAUCAGGAUAGGGAAGCAGUACUAGUCGGACCAGAGUUAUUAGAACAAACCACCAAGAAGGUGAGGAUGGUGAGGAACAGAAUGCAGGCUUCUCAGAGUAGACAAAAGGCUUACGCUGACCGUAGGAGGCGACCUUUAGAGCUUGCGGCUGGGGAUCAUGUUUUCUUGAGGGUGACCCGAACCACUGGCGUGGGAAAGUUGAGGAAGUACGUGUUUGAUCUGGCUCAUGUGUUGGAAGUUGAAGAUAUACAGAUCAGAGAGGAUUUUACUGUGGAAGUACCCAUCAUCGCUUUAGAGGAUAGCAAGGUUGAGGAACGUAGAGGAAAGACACUCUUUGGCCAUCCUUAG